Epinephelus moara (kelp grouper) is the source of this 4927-nucleotide messenger RNA. RefSeq names its product interleukin 17 receptor C (gene il17rc). Lineage: Eukaryota; Metazoa; Chordata; Actinopteri; Perciformes; Serranidae. The record is from RefSeq and is a predicted model, not a curated record. The coding region runs from base 1831 to 3801 and encodes 656 amino acids. Gene Ontology annotation, molecular function: interleukin-17 receptor activity. The transcript is spliced from 16 exons.
AGGAGUCUCACAGUCUGAGGAAAGUAGCUGCUUUGUAGUGAAGCGACACUGCAGUGGAUUCUUCUAUUGUUUGCCAGAUGGCAGCAGGGUGAUGGGGCUGUCCUUUAAUAUCUUUUAGACUACACAGGUACCUUACUAAUAUCACUGAUGCUGUGUACCAGUGACAUUCUGGGUGGUCGUAAUCACUCACUGCACAUCUCAUGCCAAAUUUUGUGUUUCCAGUCAGGAUGCUUUUUAUUGCUCCUCUGUCAAAGCUGACAAGAACUUGUAAUAGGAAUUUAGCCCUCUCAAGUUUUGCUUAAAAAUAUAGCUAUUUUGACCGAAUUUAAAUGGCCCGUGGUCUGUCUUUCACAAUAUACUAUAUGUGGGGCGCCACACACAUCAUUAGUUAAUCAAACCAGAUGACUUUGCAUUUUUUUCAUUCACCCCAGGAUGGCAGGACUGUCAUAGAGUUUGUAGACAUGUACUAUGUAGGAUCUAUAAGCAAGCAAAAGUAAUGUGUUUUCAUAAACAGAUGGUAAAGAAGCAAACUAAUGGUUAGCUAACAGCAGACAUGCCACCAUUUUCUUUUUUUAAAAACCCAUAUGAUGCAAGAAGGAGCUGGGCCUGAGGUAUUUUCACAUUAUCUAAUUUGGCCAACAUUCAAAAGAGUUUGGACACCCCUGCUGUAGUCAAACCUCACGGUUAUAAGUUAUUAGUGGAGGCUACUAUCUGUUGCAAACACAUGUAGCUUAUACAGGAUUUACACUUACAGCUACAGCCUUUGAGCACAGCCUGAAGGACAAUAUCAACGUCUGUAGAUAUCUUCUAUCACACUGAAUUUACACCACAUGAUUGCAACAAUAUUUUUUUGGCCCAGUGGCCACAAUAUAAACUCGUUAGCCUAUGGCAUACACAAGCGGACUCUGCUCCAACUCCACCAAUACAGUUCUUUGUAGAGAUGGUCAAUAUUUAUUCAUUCAUUCAUUUUCCACAGCCACUUAUCCUGCUGGGGGUCACGGAGGGGGGCUGGAGCCUGUCCUUGCCGAUAUUGGGUGAGAGGCAAGGUACACCCUUAAGUAUUUCUGUUUAAAAUAAGAUGUUUGAUUUUCUCCAUAUUGCCCAGCCCUAUAUCUAUGAUUCACAUAUUACCAUCAAUCACACACACAAUAUAUAAUUACUAUGACAGAACUGCUCAACCAGUAUUUCAAUCUUCUAUGGAUUUACUCAGCGUUUAAGGCGUAUACAGGAUAUAAACAGACAGGCAGAGCUUAUUAGAUGCUUUCAAGUCUUUAAAGCAUUGAGAGGACAGAUGUGACGGGACAGACAGAGAGCAAACAGCUCUUUUUACACCACUUGAAUGGUUAGCAAAAAAGUAGCCUAUGACUGUAAUAUAGAGGUAAGAUGUAACAGAUAAAUUGUGGGGCUGCUAAAACUGGUAUCCUACCCGCAGGCGCUGUGGUUCUCUGCUUCAGUGUCAUGCUGAUGCUCAGGUCCUCUUGGAAGCCGCUGGUCCGGUUCAAGUCGAGGUGGGACAGCUGAACUAACGGCUGUUGCCUGGUAACUCUGACCAGAUGUACAGCUGAUCUGAGGGGAGAUACUUGCCUACAGUGGAUCAUUAAACACAGCCAUAAGUGAAAUCAGCCACAGUCACGCUCUAGCAGUUUGUCUCAGUUCACUGUCUUUCCGUGCCAGCGUUCACUUCCAGCCUUCCAUCUUCAAGUUAAUCUCCAGCCUGAAGUCAUGAGGAAGAAGACGGUGGACUUGUUGAACAAGGUUGUCAUGUCGUUUCUGGAGAGAGAUGCUCAGAGAAAAAUGCUGUAGGACUCAAAGCUUCAGUUCUUAGCCAAGAUGUUUGUGCCUGGAUGGAUUAUGUGGUGUGUCUUACUGACUCCACACAUGUCAGCCCGUGGUUUGGAGAUUUCUGGAUAUGACAGCCAUGAAGUCAUUUGCUCACAGGGUCUGUCUGAUUGCACCAUGAAGGAUGAGCUGCCUCUUAUUGUGACAGAGAGUAAUGCUGUGGAUGUCCGAAACCUGACUCCAUCUUUUAAGCUUUGCUGCAAGGACACGGCGCCUUGUACAUUAUGUCUGGUGAUAGACGCAGAGAUCACCAUCAAUCCGGAUAAAGACAUGGAGGAGGAAGGCCACUCCGGGCAUGAUGAAGAGGAUUACAGCGAGGAGAUGGAGAGGAAUCCAAAAGUGUCUGUGACGGUGUGUUACAGUGCAGUGUCUAGCAUGCCCAUGUGCAAGAAGGUGGAGUUUACGGUUAAUCACACAGCUCUCGCUCAGCCAAACCAGGCAAAGUUCUCCAUGGUGAUCACUGAGCCACCUGGGGUUUCCUACAGCAGUCAUGUGAUGGUUUAUGCUUCUAAACCAUCACAUCGAGAAGUUGUUGUUCCCUCUCUAGAUGAAGUGUGCUCCCUGGAGCUGAAGGAACGUGUAGAGGAGUGUCGUGUGCCCAGACUCAGCAGUGUAAUUAACACAGAGAUGAAUCGGGUGGAGCUGCAGUUUGGCAGGAAUGAAAGCCUCCCCUCUGUGUGCAUCCAGUAUGAGCAGAAUGGAAGAUGUCAGAAAUGGAGCAGGACGACCAUCCCACUGGACUCUGUGACCCCCUGCAUGUGUCUCAAGGUGUGGGAUGAGGAUGACCAGAGGUCAAGGCGCUCUCUCAGCUGCCCCUUCACUAACACAGAUUUCCUCCAAAGGAACGUGUGGCAGAAUGUGUCAGUGUCUGUAAGCCAGGGUCAAAUGAUCAACCACCACAUGAUGCUGCUGUGGAACCUGUCCGCCCCCUGCAGGCUGGAGGGUGAAGUGUGGCCCUGCUUCAAAGAGAGCAGCUGCCGGGAGAUGAAGGGCUUUAGACAGCAGCUGGCAAAUGGCACAUGGAGACAAAACAGCAAGGGGUUGUGGGAGAAAAUGGGGGUGUUUGAAGAUAUCAACCUGCAGCUCUCACCAUGUGUGAUGGUGAAAGUAAAAGGAAUGGGACAUGAGCUGGGUCCGUUCUGUUUUCAGAACACUGACAGGCACCGCUGGAGUCUCCUGGUUGUUGGUGUCAUGCUGCUGGUUUGCUCGACUGUGCUCGUAGUUUAUCUCCUUCAUGACUUCGUCAAGAAAUGUGUGGGGCGCUGCCGUUAUGUUGGCAGAGAGGGUCAUGUGGUGCUGCUGAGCCCCCCUGAUAUGGACGAUGGUGUUUCGGAGUCAGUGUGUCGACUUGGCUCCCAGCUCCGUACCCAGGGCUUCAGCGUGUCUGUGGACCAGUGGAGCAGAAAGGAGCAGUGCAAUCUGGGGCCUCUACCGUGGCUGCACUCACAGCUGCUGGAGCUGAACAGCCAGGGUGGCCGAGUUGUGCUCGCCUUGACCCCCAAAGCCUUGAAGAAAGUGGAGGAAUGGACCCGUCUGAGCAAAGACGUUAUCAAGACGAAAGGGGAAGACAAGGGUCUCCCUCAGAUUUGUUCCCCUUACUCUGAUGUGUUCACGGCCUCCCUGUGCCUCAUUGAAGCGAACAAGCGGCUGGGCAGAGCCAAUGAACGUUUCCUUCUGGUGAAAUUUGACUCCCAUCACAUCAGUGACGAGAGUCUACCAGAGCUUUUUCAAGGGCUGCCCCUGUUCAAGUUUCCCUCUAAGACCCAGGCUCUCCUGUCUGCGCUGACAGUGGGAGGAACAGAGAGGGCAUCAGGGAAAAGGACAUGGACAGGGUGGAAAUGGAGUGGCUCAGAUGGAUGGAGAGCAAGGACUAAAGAGGAACAAAACCAGCAGAAGGACUCAUGCGGUAAAUAUGUUGGAGAUGAGAAAAACUUGGAGACAAAGCCUUUGAAGUGCCCAUAAAUUAUUGUUGCACAUUAUCGCUGCUCUGCUCAUAUGAAGGAUACGUUAAUCCAAACUGUGGAUGAGACUGGACAUUAUUAAAGGCUGGCAAUGAUCUAUAUUGUGGUUAUGUCCACCAGGCAAAAGACUGGAGGAGAUCGUGUGUUUGUUCGUGCAUGUGUGUGCGUGUCAAACUACUGGACCAGUCAGCCUAAUAUGUUGUAUGCACAUGUACAGUGUAAGUGUAUGCUCAAGGACCUCUUGUGGUUGUGGUGAUUAACACUUGUGGAAAAACCUGUUUGACUCUUUUACACUGUCACUGACUCCACACUCCUCUUAACCAGCCAGUAGGGGCUCAUUUUGGGCCUUAGCAUCUGCAGAUUAACCCAAUAUGUCAUGAUCCACUAAAGUUAGGCACAUGACGAGAUGAAUUACACCCUAUUUUUGUUUUCUUCACCACCAUCUUGACUGUAAGGGAGCCAAUAGGGAUAAGUCCUCCACAGUCCUUCUGCAACCUGGGUUUGUUCUGUCUGCCGUAUGGCAUCAUACCACACCGGCAGCAUGUCAGAGGCGGAGCGUUUUCCCAUGAAAUGACCAACAACAAUACAUUAGUUCAUCUCUUCCAACUUUACUUCCCUGUCUGGAGUUUUCAGCCCCAAACCCGUUUAUAUUUACCAAAUAUGUUAAGUACUUUCCUAAGGAUCUGCUGGACUGGACACUGUAGUCUUUAAGCAAACAUUACAAUACAAGUAAACAGUGUAUUUGUUGGGGACUAUUUUUCAGCUGUGACGGUAUGUAUUGACUGUAUGUGCUUGUGAACAUCUUAGGCAGCAGGAUGUAUUUAUGGACCUCAAAUAUCACUACUGUGAAUGUAAUGAAGUGUUUUUAAUAAUUUAAAAAACAACGGAAGGCUAUGGCAAAGAGGAAUAAGUUAUAUCAGGCUGUUUAUUUUGGUCCUUUUUUUGUAUUUGUUCAUUGUAAAAAAAUAUAUAUAAAAAUACAUAUAAUAUGAGGCCUAUAUAUGAAAUAUGAAAAGGUUUCUCCUUUAAGCUGCAAAAUGUUUAACCUAAAAUCACACAGACUCGUUAUAUCCAUGUACUGUAUCUGUCAGCACUUGUCUAUAAAUAAAUGUGCUUAUUUUUGUGCA